Molecule: messenger RNA, 3089 nt
Organism: Leptopilina heterotoma
Lineage: Eukaryota; Metazoa; Arthropoda; Insecta; Hymenoptera; Figitidae
Gene: Brf
Product: transcription factor IIIB 90 kDa subunit
Exons: 16
Coding region: 216-2156 (646 amino acids)
Biological process (GO): transcription by RNA polymerase III; transcription preinitiation complex assembly; DNA-templated transcription initiation
Cellular component (GO): transcription preinitiation complex; transcription factor TFIIIB complex; nucleus
Molecular function (GO): RNA polymerase III type 3 promoter sequence-specific DNA binding; RNA polymerase III general transcription initiation factor activity; TBP-class protein binding
Source: RefSeq, a predicted model, not a curated record
AAAAUGAAAUGGAGUUAAAAGUGUAGAAGUGUGUCUUCCUUGCCAUUGCUUGCAGAUCCAUAACGUGGAGAAUUGUGGAGAGAAUUUUUUUGUUUUAAAAACGAUUCAACUAUAUACAAGUACAAGAAAAUUAAUUUCCACCAGAUUUCCAAUUAAAAUCGUUCAUCAGCAGAUUUUUUUCUGUCUGAAAUAAAAAUAACUGAACAUCAUUCACGAUGUCGGAAUCAAAGUGUCGUGCCUGUGGAUCCACUGAGAUCGAAACAGAUCCAGCGAGAGGAGACGCAGUAUGUACACAAUGUGGUGUUGUUUUGGAAGAUCAGUUGAUCGUCAACGAAACUGCCUUCGAAGAAUCACCAUCAGGGAACAUGACUCUUCUGGGACAGUUUGUCGCAAGCGACAGCACCGGUGGUCCUUACCAUUUUGGUGGAGCAUUUCCUAUGAGUGGCAAGGAAUCUAGAGAAAUCACCAUUCAGAACGCAAAGCGAGGAAUCACUCAUUUGUGUAAUCAAUUAUCAUUAGCUCAUCUUCAUAUUGAGACAUCAAUGAAUUUUUAUAAAAUGGCUCUUGCUCGUAAUUUAACUCGAGGAAGAAAGCAACAACUCAAUCAUGCUGCCUGCGUUUAUAUGACCUGCAGAACCAAUGGAACCCCACAUCUGCUGAUCGAUAUUAGUGACAUUCUACAAAUCUGUGUUCACGAACUGGGUAGAACUUACCUGAAAUUUGCUCAUGCCCUCUGUAUUCAAAUGCCGGCAGUGGAUCCAAUUUUAUACGUAUUGAGAUUUGCAAACAAAUUGGAAUUUGGAGAUAAAACCCAUGACGUUCAAAUGACUGCCAGUAGAUUGCUUCAGAGAAUGAAGAAGGACAGUAUUCACAGUGGCCGAAGACCUUCUGGAGUAUGUGGUGCAGCUCUUUUAAUAGCAGCGAGAUUGCACGAGUUUAAUAGAUCACCGGCAGAUAUUGUGAGAAUCGUAAAAGUACACGAAUCUACUUUACGCAAGAGAUUAAUAGAAUUUGGCGAAACUCCAUCCAGUGCUUUAACUUUAGAUGAGUUCAUGAAUGUCGAUUUGGAAGAGGAGCAGGAUCCACCUUCUUUUAAAAUGGCACGAAAAAGAGAUAAGGAACGAUUACAGAAGUUGGAUAAUUUUGAGCAAGAACUGGACGAACUGCAAAAGGCAAUUUUGCAACAAUUGGACAAAAGAACGACUAAAAGUGUAAAACAUAACUGUAAAUUCGUUGCUGAAGAAACCGAUGCAGAUAAAUUUAUCCGAGAGAGUAAUAUCAACGUAAUACGAGAUUGUCUUUCGGAUGAUGCUGAGACUUCGGUAAUUGAAGAGCAAGAAGAAAUAACUGGAUUAGGUCCAGAUAUUGCAUCCAUGAAUCUCUCUACAAGUUUAUAUGGAAAUGAAAAUGCGGUUAAAGAGAAACGUACGAUGCCAUUUGAAAACAUAUCUGGAGAAUUGGACAUAACUGGUUUGGAUGACGACGAAAUCGAUUCUUACAUAAUGUCCGAAAAAGAAGCUCAAGGUAAAAAUAGUCUGUGGAACGACGUUAACGCCAAAUAUUUAGAAGCCCAAAAAGAGAAAGAAGAGAAGCGAAAAAAGGAAAAAGAAGAAGGGAAACCAGAGAAGAAGAGAAGAAGAACGGCUGGUAGAAAAAAGAAUAAUCAAACUCCGGCCAACAGUGCAGGCGAAGCUAUCGAAAAAAUGUUGCAAGAGAAACGUAUAUCUUCUAAAAUUAAUUACGAAGUAUUAAAAAGCUUAGAUGUAGGACUUAAUGAUGCGAAUCAACGGAAUCAACCGCCAGAGUCGCCAUUCCUUUCGCCAUUAAAAGUCGAUAGAUUCAAUUAUUCUUCUUCAUCUUCAAUCGCCAAACCAAAACUAAAAUUAAAUCUCGACGUGAAACCAAAUUUCCAAGUACACAAGGAAAAUGUGACGAGAAAGAGGAAACUUUCACAUACGGAAACUACCACCGAAACAUCGGAAGAGCGCCCGGAACCUGAGAAUAAUGUAUCGGAAAUUGUCGACGAGGCAGACGACUACGUUGACGAUGAAGUCGAGGAGCAGGACCAACCAGAAAUGGGAAUGAAAGCUUUAUUGGGAGGCAAUGAGGAAGGCGACGAGGAUGAUUAUUACGGCUAUGAUGAAGAGGAAUAUUAAGGUGAUUCCUAAAACAAAAAUAGAAAGGAAUUAUUUCAUUUCUUCAAUGUUGGAUGUGCGCAUAAAUGAGAGUGGAUUAUUUAAGAAAGAAUGACUGUUAAACCUGGCGCCAUACACAGGUACCUUUGUAAAGUUUACUUUGUCUAUUUUUAAGAUUGUUUUCAUUUUCGACACUCGCAUUGCAUUCACUACAUUUUUAAAAAUAUCCUCAAUUUAAAUUCUUCUAUUUUACUAUUUAAAAAAAAGGAAUGCUAUUUUAUAUAUUAUUAAAAAAAAAGAAGGAAGUAUUAUUAAAUUAUUGACAAAUAAAAAUAUAAAAUAUAAAUAUACAUUUAUUUAUAAUGUACUCUAAUGAAAUUUUCAUAAAGCGAUAAAUAAUGUCAAUAACGAAAGAAUUUUACGAACAAAAUUUUCAUCGAAGAUGAUUAAAGAGUUUAUUUUUAACAUGAAAAUAUUAAUUUAAUCAUUAAACAACUACUACCUAAGAAUUUAUUAUUAAUUUAAUAAUGCAAUGCGAGAUGUGAAAACCAAAGUAUAUAGAAAGAGGGGGAAAAAAGUGUGAAAAUGUGUAUUUAGAUUGUAAAACAUUUUUUUGUGAUAGUCAAAAUUUUUUACAAGUACAUAAGUCCGAGCGAUACAAGACUGAUUACACAAUUUCUCGCAGUACAUUGUUUUUUUUUAUGUUAAAAAAACAAUCGUAUCGCCUUUACGUUUAUAAGAUUGUUAAAUAUUCAUUUACAUCACAUAUUUUAUUUUCAUAGAAAAAAGAAAACAAAAAGUCUCUCGUGUUUAUUUAGUACAAUUUGAAACUUUGUUUAUAUUACAAAGUUUAUAGUCACAAUUUUUUUUUUUUAAGAAUGAAAAACGUUGGUUUUUUUUUUGUAAAUGUCGAUGUUUUUCAUAGUUUGUGGUGCAAAGUACCAACUUCAAUUA